CAAAUCCGCGGCAGCCAAUGGGGCCUGAAAGUGAAGCUCUUGCAGGACAGCGAUUUUUAACUACUUUGCCCACGUCUCACUAAAGCAGUCGCUUUAUUCAGUCCCUGGCGAUAUCGAAAGUAGUUAUUGUCGUGAAAGCCGGUGUGUGUACUUUGAGGAAGUGGCUGCUCGGUGUGGCUUCUUUAAGGCCGCCUCGCGCAGUGGGACUGGUUUCAGAUGACGCCAUCGCUUUAUUUUUAUCACCAUGACCUCAUCUCUGAGACGGAGUUCAGUGACCAGUGAAACUUUAUUCAACUUCUUUUUAACCGGGUUUUUUUUUUCAUUCGGUCGUAUCUGAUACUUUUUUCGGUGUCGGAGAAGAUAAGUGAGACAGGAGUUUAGGAGGGAGAGGACGUGCUCUCUGAAAUGUGCUCUUUCACUGCUUCUCUUUAACGCCUAAUAACCACUUGGGCAUGAAGACGAGAAGCGAGGAGGAGAUGAUGUAAUGGCACUGUGACCCAGGAGAAAAGCCCUCUUUUGUGUCGUCCGUGCAAUGGUGUGAAAAAAAAGCACACCCUCCUCUUUCCCUUCCCCGGCAAACCCCCAAAAACACAGCCGAGUCUGCUGGAAGCGGGCCGAAGUGAUCUUACUGCUUGGCAAACACGUACCCCAUUACCACAUCCAUACUCUCUCAGACAUGCACGCAUACGCAUAGUGCACAGAGAGGACAGUUUUGUUUUUUUUUAUUCCCCUGUUAGUACAUUAAGGAAAACCUUCUCCCCUUUCCUCACUCACUCCCUCCCUUUUUUUUUCACUCCUCUUUUUCUUUCUAUUCCUUGCUUUCGCUUUUCUUUUUUUUUUUUUUUUACUCGCACUCUUUUUUCCCUUCAAACUCACCAGCCAAACACUAAAAGGGUGACAUCAUCGGCUGCCACCACAAUGGGGUCGUUCUUCUGCUGAAGGCCCUCGUGGGCCACGUCAUCGCACCACAGGAAGAGAGGAGGUAACAGUCAGACAGAUGGAUCGAGAGGUCAUGGAUAUGGUAGAGCAUGCUGGGACAGGAGCUCCGGCCUCGGUGAGACUCAUCGGCCCAGAAGGCCUCGUGGCCCUGCUGGAGGGUGGACUGGACCGAGUGCUUCUGAUCGACAGCAGGCCCUUCGUGGAUUAUAACACCUCCCACAUCCUAGAGGCGGUCAACGUGAACUGCUCCAAGCUGAUGAAGAGGAGGCUGCAGCAGGACAAGGUGCAGAUCGCAGAGCUUCUGCAGCAUUCGGCAAAGAAGAAGUUGGAGCUGCAGAAUCAAGAAGUGGUGGUCUACGACCAGAGCUCGUCUGACCCCUCCUCCCUGUCAUCAGAGGCCUUCCUCAGCGUCCUUUUGGCCAAACUGGAGAGAAGUUUUCCGUCUGUCCACCUGCUCUCAGGUGGAUUUGUGGAGUUCUCAAACCUCUUCCCGGGUCUGUGUGAGGGAAAGUGUAUGGUGGUGCCCUCCUGUAUCUCACAGCCGUGUCUUCCGCUCAACAGCAGCGGCCCUACACGCAUCCUGCCUCAUCUCUACCUGGGCUGUCAGAGAGACGUCCUCAACAGGGAUCUGAUGCAGCAGAACGACAUAGCGUAUGUCCUCAAUGCCAGUAACACCUGUCCCAAACCCGACUUCAUUCCCGAGUCGCACUUCCUGCGUGUUCCUGUAAACGACAGCUUUUGCGAGAAGAUCCUGCCGUGGCUGGACAAAUCUGUGGAGUUCAUAGAAAAAGCGAAAGCUUGUAAUUCCAGAGUUUUAGUCCACUGCCUGGCUGGAAUUUCCCGAUCGGCCACCAUCGCCAUUGCCUACAUCAUGAAGAGGAUGGACAUGUCCUUAGAUGAGGCAUACAGGUUUGUGAAGGAGAAGAGGCCGACCAUCUCGCCCAACUUUAACUUCCUGGGCCAACUGCUGGAUUUUGAGAAGAAAAUCAAGAACCCCAGUGAAGUGGCAGCUAAGGGUAAGCCGGUGCAGGCAGAACCGGCCGACAAGCCAAGCCCGGGGCAAGAGAACGAGUGUUGCGCCCCGUGCUCGUCCGGCGGGGGAGGGGCGGAGAGAUCUGCCCUGACGCCACUAGAGCCUCUGACACUGCCCUGUGUACUGGCCGGGGUACCUGAGGAGCAGCUUCUGGCUCAGGCACUAUGCAGUCUGCAGCUGAGUGAAGAAAUGGAGGAGAGCAUGCGCUUGAAACGCUCCUUCUCCCUGGACAUCAAGUCGUACGGUGAGCCGAGCGUCGGAGCUCCUUUACGCACCUUUGGCAGCGGAGAUAAUCCAGACUACUACAAACCGUCCUCGUUUAAAGAUCCGUCUGUUAAGCCUUGUCAGUUCUCCCCUGUGGAGGAGGUUUCAGAGCAGUCCACUCCCGAACAAAGUCCGGACAAGGAGCAAGCCGAAGGUCCCUCAUCUAGCAGUAACAAGUCCAUAAACUCCGCCAAAUCCAGUCACUCCAGCAAUCCCAGUCAAUCCACUAAGCCCCAAUCUACAGCCUUGAAACCCCCUCCACCUCCUGCCUGCCCCCAGCCGCUGCAGAGGAGCGGUAGCAUGGAGGAAACCGCGAGUGCUGCCAGCUUUCUUCUCGGCCUGUCACGCUCGCAGCAGCAGUUGGCCAAAACUGGGUUAGGUGCACUAAAAGGGUGGCACUCCGACAUCCUUCUGGCGCCCGUCACCGGAGGCUGGUACCUCUCGUCCGAGUCGGCCCGCUUCUACUCCACCUCGGCUAUUUUCAGCAGCGGGGGCAGUGGAGGAGCCGGAGGGGCACAGAGCAGUUUCACGGCGACGUACAGCUGCAGUCAGGGUUUGGAGGCAGUGAGGAGGCGCAGCAGACAGAGGAGUAGCGAGCGCGGAGACUCGCGCCGUAGCUGGCACGAAGAGAGCAGCUUCGAGAAGCAACUAAAGCGGCGUAGCUGCCAGAUGGAAUUCGGCGACGGCAUGACCGAGAGCCGCUCCAGAGAUGACCUGGGGAAAGUAGGCAGCCAGUCCAGCUUCUCUGGGAGCAUGGAGGUCAUCGAGGUGUCCUGAAAGAAAAAAGAAAAAAAUGAAUGUUGCUCUUAAACUGAAUCAUGACUUUUUGUAAGAUUUUGUGGGUUAUUUCCCAGCGCAAAAUCUUUAUCAAGUGCUUUCACAGACUAUAAAGUAGUGGUGCUUCAUAGGCUUUUUCCCCACUGACCAAGAAUAUUUUUGUAUUCAUCUAGCUGAAUUUUGCAGGUAAUAACGUUCACUGAAUGCAGCUCCCUUUCACUGAUUGUCCGAGAGUGGACACAAACACUUUCAGUUGAUUAUUAUAUAUAUAUAUAUAUAUAUAUAUAUAUUUUUUGUUUAUAUUUUAGUUUUGUUUUAGCUGAGCCUGUUUUUCUCGUCAGUGGAUCAGUAUUGAUUAUUUACCAUUUUCCAUCAAUGUUGUGAUUGAUCUGAUUUGUUUUUCUGACUCCAAUACUGAAUCUUGAGCCCAAAACUGAAGCACGAAUGAAGCUGAAAUGGAUUGAAGAUUUUUUUUCUGCAUGCUCUGACUAAGGGUGUCUACGUAGCAACUAUACAGUACCUCACAAAUCCAAAUUAAGGGCUUCUCUCUCUCUCUCUCUCCCUCUCUCUCUCUCUCUUGCUUUUAUUUGCUUUUUUCUGCCUUUCCUCAUAUGUGUAGCUUUUAAUGGUUAAAAUCUCAGGUCUUAUUUUGAGCAGCAGGAAAAGACUUUUUUAAAACACAAGUCCCUUUUGCUUUGAAUUACGGCGUUAAGAUAUCAACGCCUGUAACGAGAUUGUUUUUCUCUCAUGUCAGAUGAUCCACAAUCAUCUCUUCACAUCAAAAACACAAAGAUUAAAAGUGUAUGUUAGCGAAUGACGUGUGGGACUGAAGUUCAGACUAAGUUCAGGUAUUAGAGGCAGAGGUGGAGCUGGAAAAGGCCAGCUGUCAUGGCUUGCUGUGUAAAAUGGUGGGUUGUUUAAGCAAGUGCUGGGGAUGAGGAAGUCUUGUUCAAAAGGCGCAACUUGAUCUUGCUUGAGAUCAGAGUGGAUUUAUUGUCCUGUCUAACAAACAUCUUUUCGAGGAUGGAAAAUAAACACCUUUUCAAGUCAAAGCUAAUCUGCUGUGUAAAAUCGUCACACCACAUUGGUUGCAUAAUUGGAAAUUAUGAAACAAACAUCAUUUGGCAUCAUGUCAUGGCAUCGUUCUCAGUCUGCCUAACUGCAGAAGGUGCGAGGACGGCGAGCCAACGCUACAGAUUUGUUCUGUCCAUUCAGUCAGUAACACAAAGCCGGCUUUAUCACAUAGACAUAGACUUCAACACACAUUUUUUAAAUCACCACAGGUUGUAAAUGCAGCACAAGACGUUCCCAUGACUAAUAAACACUGUGGACGAAAAUGUGCUUUGAUCAGGAAAACGUUCCAUUAGAAAUGAUCCAUCAGAUUAUAUUAACAUCCCCUCAAGUGUGAAAGAAUAUCUCUGAUCAUAUACCGCACGUGCUCCGGCCUCAGUCCUACUUUUGAUUAAACACCAUAUCAAGUGUUUGUGGGUCAUGCAGCUGUUUGAAACAUCUGCUUAUUACAUGCACCUUAAACUCCAGUACCUUUUAGUGGGGUCGGGUCACAUGUCUAGUUUUCAAAAAGCAUCAAAUCAAAAUGUUCCUGGUUAAAUGGACGGGUGAACGUCCCACUGAACUCAUUUUAUUCUGCCAGUUAAGAUCAGAUGCUUUCACGGAGGAUACAGAAAAGUACCCUGACCAUCACACCCAUAUGUGGUUCUUCUCCAAACUGUUGCCACAAAGUACACAGUUGUCUAGAAAGUCAUUGUUUGUUUGCAGUAACAUUACACUUUCCCUUUAUUGGAACUAAACCCUGUUCCAGCAUGGACGAAGCCCGAGCUCCAUGAAGACAUGGUGUGUUAAGGAGUGGAAGAACUGGAGUGUCCUGCACAGAGCCCUGACUCUGACUCAAGCCCACUGAACACCUUUGGGAUGAACUGGAACACCGACUGAACCCCAGACCUCUGAUCUCACUAAUGCUCUUGUAGCUGAAUGAUCACUAAUCCCCACAGCCACACUGCAAUAUUAUCUAGCGGAAAACCUUCACCGAAGAGAAGAAUGAAGCAUGAAGUGUAACAAUCACCUGUGACUGUGAUGGUCAGGUGUCCUUAUACUUUUAGCUGUAUGGAGCUGGAUAUUUGACUACAGGAUCAUCUUCACUAUCAUAAUCAGUGGACUCGAGCUGAAUAGAAUCUCAUCCUUUAUCACACAGAAAUUCCCAGCUACAUUUAAUACUGGAUCAUGUAAGGAAGUCCUGUCAGGCUUGGAAGUGGGUUCUAGCUUGUCCUCUUUGUCAUGCUUUUAUAAUGAGCCAGGAUGAUCUUCAUGGCUCUUCAGGUAUUUAAACCUUCAACAAAUCCCGCAUCUCAUCCUCCUCUCACAAACUCCUUUCUACCCAGGAAUGUUUCCAGGACAGGACCUUUGUGCACAUUCGGUAAUGAGCAGCUCGGAAUUGUUGGAUUGUUGUGUUCAUUUCUCCUGGUGGUGUUUCUGUUUUUGUUCUUUUUCUUUUUCAGGACACACAAAACAGUGGCUUAUUCAAAUCUGAAAGCUUCCCUAAAGCUGUGAAGAUGAUACUUCUGUAAAUAAGUGCAUUCAGAGACUAUAAGCAGUGAGAAACGAUCCUCCAGGAUCAGCAGGUUUACUGCAGAGUGGCUUUUCGGAUUUGAACUAUUAAAGCCACGUAAACCAGGAGAAGUGUUUGAGCUUCUACUGCUUCUUUAAAAAAAAAAGCAUACAGGAUGUACAGCGAGUCUUGAAGCCGGGCCAUGUGACACUCUUCCUGGAGGUAAAUCUUUGUGGCCAAAUUACAGUAUAUAAAUAUUCUUUCCUAACUGAGUGAUUGUGUUACGACGGUGCGUACGUAGCGGAGAAGCGUGUGAAUGGCCUGUGGAGACGGAUGCAGCCGUGAGAGUAUGAUGUGCCUUUUCCUUCCAGCGUAUGCAGUUUUUCAUUGAUGUUGAUGUUGGUGAUUAUUUAGAAUGUAUGUUUGACAGUUGAAAUAAACCUAAACUGGUACUCAA
Messenger RNA from Hemibagrus wyckioides, 6033 nucleotides. RefSeq names its product dual specificity phosphatase 16 (gene dusp16). The transcript has 7 exons. The record is from RefSeq and is a predicted model, not a curated record. The coding region runs from base 998 to 3013 and encodes 671 amino acids. Gene Ontology annotation, cellular component: cytoplasm; nucleus. Gene Ontology annotation, biological process: protein dephosphorylation; negative regulation of MAPK cascade. Gene Ontology annotation, molecular function: protein tyrosine/threonine phosphatase activity; MAP kinase tyrosine/serine/threonine phosphatase activity. NCBI's taxonomy places the organism in Eukaryota, Metazoa, Chordata, Actinopteri, Siluriformes, Bagridae.